Nelumbo nucifera (sacred lotus) is the source of this 1102-nucleotide messenger RNA. Its product is annotated as ras-related protein RABC1. Lineage: Eukaryota; Viridiplantae; Streptophyta; Magnoliopsida; Proteales; Nelumbonaceae. Gene Ontology annotation, molecular function: GTPase activity; GTP binding. The record is from RefSeq and is a predicted model, not a curated record.
AGACCAAGCGGUGGAAGACCGGUUUCUCUUUGGUUACCAACUUAAGAGGACCUCCGCAGCUUGCUUUCUUUUCUCCGCAACCACUCACUCGAGCUUUCUUCAUCUUUUAAUGCUCUUGAGAUCUGAGUUUCUUCGUUUUCAAAUUAAGAAAUUCGAAAUUUAACAGGAUUCGAUGGAUUUGGCAACGAGUCAAGCGGAAUUCGACUAUUUGUUCAAGUUGUUGUUGAUUGGUGACUCAGGAGUUGGAAAGAGUACUCUCCUUUUGAGUUUCACCUCCAAUACCUUCGAAGAUCUCUCUCCCACGAUAGGUGUGGAUUUCAAGGUGAAAUUAGUCAACAUCGGAGGAAAAAAGUUGAAGCUUGCAAUAUGGGACACAGCUGGUCAAGAGAGAUUCAGAACGUUAACAAGUUCAUACUAUAGAGGAGCACAAGGGAUCAUAAUGGUUUAUGAUGUGACACGGCGUGAAACAUUUACAAACCUUUCUGAUGUAUGGGCAAAGGAAAUCGAUCUCUAUUCAACAAAUCAAGAUUGCAUUAAAAUGCUGGUUGGAAACAAAGUAGAUAAGGAAAGUGAAAGGGUUGUCACAAAGAAAGAGGGACUUGAAUUUGCAAGGGAAUAUGGAUGCCUUUUUAUUGAAUGUAGUGCUAAAACAAGAGUUAAUGUGGAGCAAUGCUUUGAGGAGCUUGUCUUGAAGAUCUUGGAUACGCCUAGUCUCUUGGCUGAGGGUUCAACUGGAGUGAAAAGGAACAUUUUUAAACAGAAGCCUCCACCAACUGAUGCAUCGACCAGCACUUGUUGCUAAUAUUGAUCACCGGCCAAGAUUUCUCAUUUAUCCAACUGCAGCGGUUUCAGUGAUUGUGGUGGUGGUUUCUUUCCAGGUCACUUGUGUAAUCCAUGUUUGAUGGGGAAUUGUAAAGUUUGUUGUGAUUGCGCAUUCUUCUCAUAAGUUAUUUGUGAAUACUGCAACUAUUAAGUUUGAUGUAGCGCAUGCUUCUCAGUUAAUUCCAGAAAUUCACGAGUUUCUGUUUAAUCUUUUCCUUGUUUCUUGGCCACUGCUCCAAGUUAUAAACUUAUGAGGAAGUAAUCAAUUAAAUCUUAGAAA